CGAUAGGCAAGUUUUAUUUGAUACUUCAAUUAGUACAGUUAUCGCGCACCUUUAACUGACUCGAGAUUUUUUUUUUUUUGUAUUACAAUUUUUCAAUUUUUAACCCUGUUUCCAUAACAAGCGUUGGGUCCUUUUUUUAUCGACAGCGCUUGUUGUUUUAUUGUGUGGUCCUUUGGGUUGGUUGGAGUUCUGUGAAAAGUUAAUCCCAAACAUAGCCUAUCUCUACAUACACCUACCCUAUCCACAACCCAACCAUAGUAUCUACGCGAGAGCUCUCUCAAUACACAAGGCAUUGAGGAUGAAAUAUUUGUUGGUGUUUUUUGUCUUUGGUGUCCUUUGUGGGGCGAGUGUCCUUUGCCAAAAAGUUGAACCACGUCGAGAUGAAACGUAUCCACCACCAGAAUUAUUAGAGCUUCUACGUCCUGUACAUGACGUGUGUGUAAAAAAGACCGGAGUUACCGAAGAGGCAAUCAAGGAAUUUAGUGACGGAGAUGUUCAUGAGGAUGAAGCCCUUAAAUGCUACAUGUACUGUGUAUUUGACCAAACAAAUGUUCUGCAUGCUGACGGUGAAGUUCAUUUGGAAAAAUUGCACGAUAUGCUGCCAGAUUCAAUGCAUGACAUAGCUCUGCACAUGGGCAAGAGAUGUCUCUAUCCCAAGGGUGAUACGACGUGUGAGAGAGCUUUUUGGUUGCAUAAAUGCUGGAAGCAAGCUGAUCCCAAGCAUUAUUUCAUCAUAUAAAGCUUGGCGAUAUGAAGAGACUCACUGACAUAAAACAAACGAGUUACUCGUGACAUGAAGGUAUAUUUUUAAAUGGACUAUGCUACAGGACUCCGUGAUUUUUUUUGUUUUAAGUUUUUAAUGAAAAUUAUUGUUUUUUGUUUUUAAAUUAUUUAUUAUUUUUAAAUAUGAUUUUAUCGCAGAA
Molecule: messenger RNA, 923 nt
Organism: Episyrphus balteatus (marmalade hoverfly)
Lineage: Eukaryota; Metazoa; Arthropoda; Insecta; Diptera; Syrphidae
Product: general odorant-binding protein 83a-like
Exons: 4
Coding region: 299-739 (146 amino acids)
Biological process (GO): sensory perception of smell
Molecular function (GO): odorant binding
Source: RefSeq, a predicted model, not a curated record